This is a messenger RNA of Amoebophrya sp. A120, 6350 nucleotides long. Lineage: Eukaryota; Dinophyceae; Syndiniales; Amoebophryaceae. The record is from the annotation of a GenBank genome assembly.
GGACGAUAAAGAAUUUUAGAAAUCUGUUGCCUCUAUCGGACUUGCAGAUCUUUCCCGAGCUGCUUGGAGUCCAGAAGUUGUUAUGCAUUGUUGCCCUUCUGCUAUCCUCCUCUUGGCUCUGCUGCAACUCAGAUGCACGAGGCUGGAAUAAACCUCAAAAUGUCCGCGAUGUUGAUUGUAGUGGGGUGAAAAAAGGAUCAUGGGCGCGCAGGUGCGUCGUUACUCCUUUGCCGGUCGUCUUCUUGCGGCCCUCCAGGUCGUGUCUAGGUGCCCGGCGGUGCAAGCCGUGAAGGUGCUGCGACGAGGUGCAGCGCAGCAAAAGACCCAGGCCCACACAGAUGGAGGAGCUGCAUUCACAAAUCGAAAUCACCUCCAGACCAAAGCCAGCAAGAAGGCGGACACGUGCACAUGUGUUAAUUCGAUGGAUGACGCUGCUCCGAUCCUACCUACCUGGACCGAUCUGUCGCUGUCGGCUGCCGGCGGUACUAGUACUUUCACAGACCCCAUCUGCGCGAAGGAGUUCAGCGGCAAGUGCAAUUCUCAGUAUAAUGGGUCUGGUGGACUGACAGGAGACGAAGUCUUCAAGGUCAACGUCAACCCACAAUUGGAAUAUUAUUUCGACGCCUCUAAAAAUUUCUUCUGGCGGCGCUGUGACCUGCAGUGCCGUACGGAAUCUAACGGCAUGUGCAAAGCCUACCAGUCCGACACAGUAUCAAGUGCAAAUAGAGUUCGAUUAUGUCUGGGUCAGGAAGAAUGCUAAUGCAGAAAUUUGUAUAAUUUUUCGACCUGCAAGAAAGAAGUUGUGGAAUUCAUGCUCAGAGUAUGAGCAUGUCAUGACAAGAUCCGUGCCCGUGGAGGCCUCUCAAUGUGUAGCCUGCAUGAGAGAUGCCACAGCUGUGAGAGGCAAGAACCCCAGAGUGUCUUUCGACUGAGCAAGGCCGGCGGAUUUUUGUCUACGUCAGCAGACUUAGGAUGACGUCAAGUUGCAUCCUGCCCGUAUCAGACACCUGACAUUGUAUUUGCAAUCCAUACAGAAGUGGGACGUGCCAAUUUUACACUGCCGUCUGUCCGAAUCGGGUGUACUUGGACGACACGAAUGGGAAUGUUGAAAUCGUAUGGAUGGCGCCAGGCCGUAUAGCGGACACAAAACGGGGCAGAAAAACGUGCACAAUUACAAUCAAAAUUCAUCUUUUUCCGAAUCUCUAGCACCUUCGCCUGAGCGCUGAGAAUGUUUUUUUUUUGUCAGCUUCCUCAUCGCAUUGCCACAAUGCAGAAGCACUCGAGCUGCCAUAGGACUGCGUUAGUUGCGCUUUCAGCUUCUGUGAAUAGUAGAGGGCGAAGAGAAGCAGUGGGGCCGAUGGCUGAGAACCGACGGAAAGAAAGCAAUUCACCUGAAGGGAGGACAUGCCACGCGGCAGUCCGCGCCCUGCCGCCUGGGUGUGGUGCCAAUCUGCGAAGCGCCUCCCAUUCUUUCAUUUGUGUGAGAAAGCCCACGGAAGUGGCGGCGCCUGUGGCGUCUCCGACUGCCAGCAGCAACCUUUCCAGCCGGACCACCCCAGUGGGCGGCGCCCCGGCCGCACGCCAGGUAAAAGAUGCCGUGCAUAUUUUCAGUGUGCUUUUUGCUCGGACACACUUGCCUUGGGACACAAUUCGCCAAAAACCGGACACAAUGCGCGCCAAAGGUCGGACACAAUUUUUUUGCUCGCCGCCCGCCGCACGACACGGGGGCGGCGCGCGCGUGCCAGCCCGCUGCCCUGGCGCGCCAAAGUCUUCGCGCCGCUGUUGGCUUUUCCUGGCGCGGCCCGGCCAUGGUUUCCGCAACACCCAGUUGCGGCCAAAUCUGCCACUCUAUUUGCCUGUGGUGGGGCCGUGCUCGGUGCUCUUUCGAUUACGGUUUUGUGUGCAGGCGCAGCAGGAGCACAAAGCACCACAAGACAUGGCUGUAUGAGAAUCCCAGCUCCAUCAGAAUUCAGCAUCUUUCUCAUGGAUGAAUGACGGACGAAGUCCGCUGCUUUUGUUUCGGAAUGUCCACCAUUUUCCGUCCAAUUUGUGUCCGCUCGAGUCGCCUGGAUACCUCCAAUCGACGCAGAUGAUGUAUAGCUUGGAGCAAAACACGGCAAGUUGUAUAGAGGCAACAGAUGUGCCGCAGGUCGACGACAGUAACUGCGCCGUCGAUAUGCCUUUUUGCAAAUAUGUCUGUAUCUAUGGCCUGGAAAGUUGCCAUGCUGACUCGCGGGUGACAAAGAAACAAUAGGCCUCCAAGCAUGAAAAUCUUUUGGGGAACCAGGGCUGUGUUGCGUAUUGCGCAUGAGAUACGUACUCCACUUAAUUCAGUAGGCAUUCACUGUUCUUCCGCAACAUGAUACACCAGACGCGCUAUAGCCGUGUUAAACAAGAAGCACCUGCUCAGGUUUUGCAAUUUUCCACACCACCCAGACCUGAUAUUUGCACUUGAUAGUCGGAUACGGCGGUCAGUGCCAGCCUGGUGGCGCUUUCACGUCGCUUCUGGGAGGUACGAAUCCCAUCGUGAUCAGCACCUACAAUAACCGUGCCUACACGCUGAGCGAAUGCCGGUACUUGUGCUCGAAAACGGACGAAUGCAAAUCCUUCUUCUUGGAAAACAAUGCAGACGCUAGCGGCAAACGCAAGUGCUAUUUGAUGCGAGACGGAUGUGGCACAGGCACUGACACAACGUGGACGGGAUACAACUUGGCUUCCUGUGACCUGCAGUUUCCUGCCCAAGAGUGGCUUACACUAUCGCACGAAAAAACUGCGUCACAACUGUAAGAAUCUUGCGCGCUACUUUGCAUCACACCAGCACAAAAAAAAAUUUGCCACGCGAGCUUUCUGUUUCUCGGGGAAACACGCCUGAAAUAAAUGCAUUGUCUUGCAUGUGCAGCAAGACAAGCACUUCGGUGUAGUAGUUGCGUCCUCUGCAUCACAACUUUCCAGUGUUGAAACAGUUUUUUCUCGCGAUACACACCACAAAAAGACGACACGGACUACGGAAAGGCCUACACGCUGAAGUACGGCGGCGGUCCGAAUUACGGAGAGUUCUGCGUUAUCCCGUCCAAAAACUUCCCCACCCCCGAGUCAAGAUGAGGACGUUGCUUCACACUUCCACCGCUUUUGGCUGUUGCGCAUGAUAGCGUACUGCUGUUUAUUACCUAGCGCAUCCGCAUGAUGAGAAAUCGAUAUGCUUAUCCUGAUUCUAACAUUACAGGCUGGGGCUCCCGGAUUGCGUUAGAAAUGAAAGAAUGCCUCUCGUGCCGUGGCUGUGCAUGAUAAGCAUUUCAGGCAUGCAGAUUUGCGUGACAGCUCUGGGGAGGAGGCGUUUUUGCUCAGGAUAUGCGCGGCCUGGGAAGACACAGAGACGGUGGUAUGCAGUGCAAAAGUAUCGUAUUAGUAGAGAGCGCAUGACAAGAAAUUUUGGCAAGAUGAAAUUGAAGAGUGAGAUUUGUAUUAAUUAUGUUGAUUCAAGUUCGCAAAGAUGCAGAUACUAUGUAUGUAAAUAACUGCACUAAAAAUUCGAUGAACAAUAUACUACAAGGAGGUACGAUAUUGCCUUUGCAGAGGAUAGACGGCAUCUGACGGAAAAAACGGCAAAGCCGGUGCGAAUUACCGGUGCGCGGACCCACAGGACCGUCCAGACUGGUGCACGAAAAAGUGGUGCUACGUGAAAGCGGCGGGGGCGGUCAACGGGAACAUCACAGAAAAUCCGUUGGACCUAAACGCCCCUGGAGCGCCGGACGGGCCGAAUUGCGACGGUCUCAGUGAUAUCCUUCGCUAAAGUUGUAUCGCACUUGUACAAACAUGAAAUUGCGUUCGGGCGUGACAGGAGAUCUGAUGUAGUUUUUCCGCGGGCUACAUGAGCAUGACAGACAUAGAUCCCAUCUUCCCUUGAGAUGGAAAGACCGAGGCCAUGACGUUCAACCUGCAGCCGGCCGAAAAAACGAACGAAGAAGCACGAGAAGAGCGAUUCAAGUUCCAGGAACUUGGCGGCACAGAGCGCAGCGGGUGGAUGGUCGAGUGGAGUGGGGCGGACCUGCGCCCAGAGCUGAAACAGGGAGCGAAAAAGGCGCCACGGAUGGACAUGGGGUUGAAGCCCACGCACCUACUUGCGUGGGAUGAUGGGUCCUUCAACUGCUGCAUCCUGAAGAAAAGCGGGUGGGCAACAGUGCGGUGGCGAUGGGCCGAAACGCCGGCAAGGCUCAUACGCAUGGGCCGCAUUCGGUUCGUGAAGCAAGAGAAGAACGCAUUUGUCUGCGACAGAUGCGGCGACAUCCUGAGCGACCAAAAAGCACUGACCUACCACAAAGCGACGGGCUUCUGCCGACCAGCGAAGACAGAAGAGGAAGAGCGACAACUCCGGGUAGGGCGACAGAUACUGGAGAAACAGAAAGCAGAGCGCGCGCGGCAGCUCGUCCCAGCAAACCUAACCACCUACAGCGGGGAAGAAAUCAAGACCGUCAGCUUGUUCAAAUACCUGGGCACGCAAGUAGAAAACAACGCGGCGACAACGAAGGAGAUCGCGAGGCGCACCGGCAUGGCGCGUUCCACGGUCCAGGCACUGAAGGGCAUCUGGAGAGACCGAGACAUCUCCAGGAGGAUGAAAGCGACUCUAUACCAAAGCCUUGCCAACUCCGUCGCUUUAUACAACGCGGAAACCUGGCACCCACGGGAACACGACCUCAAGGCUUUGCGGUGGUUCCAGCACAGCACCCUGAAAACGGUGGAAGGGGAAAAACGCGCAUGGCAGUACGCACAAGAGGAAGCGGAAGGAGCAGAAGAGUACGCAAGCCGGCUCGACCUCUGCAACAGGACGGGCGUGCCGCCGAUAGAGACCAUCUUGCGGGAGAGGCGGGUAGCGUGGGCGGCGCACACCUUUCGCAACCCCAACGAAGCAUGCCACCACCUGACGAAGCAAGAGAUCCGAAAAAACACCCCCUGGGGCAGAAUGGUAAAAGAGGACUUCGACGCCAUAGGCCUUCCGGUCGACGGGUUCAUGGACUUAAAGCCACAGCCAGCGGCCCACGUGGUGAAGGCGCACCUCGUAGCAAAGAGGCCCACGAAGCCGCUACCGAAACAGCAAAAGGCCGACAGGAGGGGAAAGACCAAGGCGUGCAAGGCAAGGACCGCGCGACAAAACGAAAACAUCCGGAAACAAAAGGAGGAGGCCGAGCAAAAACAAGCGGAAUUCGUAGCGAAUAUCAGCGGCAGGCGCUGGGAAAGAGUUCCCAACACCACAGGCAGCGCCUGGCAAACCGAAAAAAGCGACGCCGAUCCCGAUCCCGUGACGUUCCAAAUCGACGCCGAAGAUUUCUGUGAGAAUUCGGGGCGGACAGAAUACCGAGUGUGCGGCAUCUGGUUCCAAAAGAUGAGUGACGGGACCUACGCCGCGCGCUGAUGCGUGCGAAGAUUCUUAGCAAAGCGAUACACUUGUAAGCACAUCCGAGAGAGAACGAUGGGAAACCGAUGAAAGAACUCUUCAAGAAGGAUAAUAGCUUGCGUGAGUGAGUGAAUGAAUUGAGAUGGAAAGAUUAUGAAAUUAUCAUUCAUGCAAUUCGUACUUGGUAGCUGUGCGAACAUACUUUUGCAAUGCACAAUUGACGUCACGAAAAGCAUCAAUGGGGAAGAUUUCAUUUGGUAUUCGUACCAAAUCUGCGAGGGAAAAUGACGCGGGAGGAGGGACGGAAAGUUGUCGUUGGCUUUCUCGAAAAAUCAUUUUCGAGGAAAGAAGCUGUAGAAGUUUGUCUUCGUACCGUGAUAAACGCGGACGAAAUUAUUUAAGUAAUCAGACAAAGAGUCCUCAGAGACGCUGACAAAGAACCUGUUUUUGUAAGUCUUGUUUUGCCCUACAUUUUCCUUUUUUUUGAAGCCACCACCACGAGAAAUGGAAUCGUGGAACAUAUAUGUGCAGUGUUUUUUACGAAGUUCAAGUUGCCAAGCAACAAGUUGAGCACAUGUACAUGAUGGAAAAUGAAACCAAUGAAGAACACGCAUACAGUAGCACUUCAGAUAUGAACGUCGUGUACAAAAAAUUGAAGAUUUCACAGAGUGGCGUCGCAAGCUUAACACCAAAAGGCACUCUUUGCUCUACUCACGACAACCUUGUUUUGGUCGCUUAGCUGCGUUCAGAAUGGGUGGUGACGUAUGUAUUUCCAAGGUUUCAACACCAAGAAGUCGAAGUGCAAAAAGAACUGCUCCUGCUCAUCACGCUUGUAUAAAACCAAAAGAACCCGCCGGAGCAGAAGAGUAGAACAGUUCUGAUGCUGCGCAUAACUUUGAGUGGCUUUUGCUAAAGUUGUCGCACGCGCGCGCACGUCCGCGAAGCGUCCGCUAGAGUUGGU